Molecule: messenger RNA, 1089 nt
Organism: Carassius gibelio (silver crucian carp)
Lineage: Eukaryota; Metazoa; Chordata; Actinopteri; Cypriniformes; Cyprinidae
Product: insulin-like
Exons: 2
Coding region: 727-1089 (120 amino acids)
Cellular component (GO): extracellular region
Molecular function (GO): hormone activity
Source: RefSeq, a predicted model, not a curated record
UAUAUAUAUAUAUAUAUAUAUAUAUAAAACAAUGACUGCCUUUCUUUUGCAGGAAUACUAAAUGAUGUAUAGAAUUUCAUUUCAAGGUGACCUGCUUGCUUUGUGUUAAUAUGGCAAUUCAUUAAAAGUCUGAUUAAAGCUCUAUUCAGAGCCCCAUGAUAACGGCCUCAUAACACACAGAUGAAGAGACCUGAAAGACAGCGUUGUGUUACCUCAGGGGGUCCCAUUAGACCGGUCAUCUGUGUCUCCCCUGGUGUUAACAUUUGAAGAAACUUAAGAGGUGAAGAUGAUGACGCUCUUCAACUGCAACUUCACACUUUUCCCUCGGGAGUCUCUUUUUUUCAGCAGGCCCUGUGCAGCUUUGGACACCUCUGGGCCCAAACUCCAAAUGCUUUCAAAAGUCCCACUUUCAUUAUAGUUCCUCACACAUCUAACACGUCUGAGAUCUACUUCCUGCUCUCAAUAGUUCAAUAAACAAUUCAGCGAAAUACAACUGGAAUACUCUCCUGACCUGUACAGUUUAAGCUUAUCGUGAUAAAGCCCGUUACAGUUAUCUGAUGUGUUCCUAAUACUUCUUAGCCAGAUGACAUGCAUAAGGAAUCACGUCAUUACAGAUUGCAAAAAGGUGGAAAGAACCAAAUCUUUAGGUGUUUUCAUCAAUUUAGCAAUUAAAACAUAGAAAACCACUUUCAAAAAUGUGCUCUUCAUUCCUAUAUUUAUUCUUCUAUGCCAGGCAGUACAUGUUCACAGCUUCAGCCCAUCAUGGUCCUGUUGCUCCAGGCAGCAGCAAUAAUCCUGCUGCUGGCCUCCCUGUCUGGAUCACGCUCUACCCCAUCACAGCAUCUGUGCGGCUCCAGCCUGGUGGACGCACUUUACCUUGUGUGUGGGCCUAGAGGCUUCUUUUACUCCAGCAGAAGCAGGAGGGACCUGGAGACUUUGCUGACCUUGCUCUCAAAAUUAGCAGAUUAUGAGGUAGCCCAGACUGAUCCAUUAAAACAGAAGGUGAUGAUGAAGAUGAAGAGAGGCAUUGUGGAACGAGGCUGCCACAGGCCCUGUAUCAUCUACCACCUGGAGGACUACUGCAUCUGA